Molecule: messenger RNA, 7172 nt
Organism: Coturnix japonica (Japanese quail)
Lineage: Eukaryota; Metazoa; Chordata; Aves; Galliformes; Phasianidae
Gene: PANK3
Product: pantothenate kinase 3
Biological process (GO): coenzyme A biosynthetic process
Cellular component (GO): nucleus; cytosol
Molecular function (GO): ATP binding; pantothenate kinase activity
Source: RefSeq, a predicted model, not a curated record
CCGCAGCUCCUGAACCCGCAUCGGGAGAGCGAGGCCCGGCCCCGCCGCGCCGCUCCCGCCCCAUCAGGAGAGGGGCAGGGCCGCACCGCGCCACACCGCCCCGCAACCGGCGGAGCUGUGCCGCGCCAUGAAGAUCAAGGAUGCCAAGAAGCCGUCAUUCCCAUGGUUUGGAAUGGACAUUGGGGGAACCUUGGUGAAACUUGCCUAUUUUGAACCUAUUGAUAUCACUGCGGAGGAGGAGCAGGAGGAAGUCGAAAGCUUGAAGAGCAUCCGCAAGUACCUGACAUCGAACGUGGCCUAUGGAUCCACAGGCAUUCGGGAUGUCCACCUGGAGCUGAAAGACUUAACGAUUUUCGGUCGGAGAGGAAACUUGCACUUUAUUCGAUUUCCGACUCAUGAUCUGCCUACUUUUAUCCAAAUGGGAAGGGAUAAAAACUUCUCGACGCUGCAUACGGUGCUCUGUGCCACAGGAGGUGGAGCUUACAAGUUUGAAGAAGACUUUCGCACAAUUGGAAACCUCCAGCUGCACAAACUGGACGAGCUUGACUGCCUUGUCAAAGGCUUGCUGUACAUAGACUCUGUCAGCUUCAAUGGCCAGGCAGAGUGCUAUUACUUUGAAAAUGCCUCAGAACCUGAGCGAUGCCAGAAGAUGCCUUUUAACCUGGAUGACCCGUAUCCACUGCUGGUUGUUAACAUUGGUUCAGGAGUCAGUAUUUUAUCGGUUCAUUCCAAAGACAACUAUAAGAGAGUAACUGGAACAAGUCUAGGUGGAGGAACCUUCCUUGGUUUAUGCAGUUUGUUGACAGGCUGUGAAAGUUUUGAAGAAGCUUUGGAAAUGGCAUCCAAAGGAGACAGCACACAUGCAGACAAGCUGGUUCGAGAUAUCUAUGGGGGAGACUAUGAAAGAUUUGGCUUGCCAGGAUGGGCUGUAGCAUCCAGUUUUGGGAAUAUGAUCUACAAAGAGAAGAGAGAGACUGUUAGCAAAGAAGAUCUUGCCAGAGCCAUAUUGGUCACCAUCACCAAUAACAUCGGGUCCAUUGCCCGGAUGUGUGCAGUAAAUGAGAAAAUAAAUAGAGUUGUGUUUGUUGGCAAUUUUUUACGUGUGAAUACUUUGUCAAUGAAGCUUCUUGCAUAUGCACUGGAUUACUGGUCGAAAGGCCAGCUGAAGGCCUUGUUCCUAGAACAUGAGGGCUACUUUGGAGCUGUUGGUGCUCUUCUUGGGCUGCCUAAUUUCAGUUGAGAUACAAGAGGUCACUACACUGAACUAUUUUCCACCUGGAUGACACUUAUUUUUGGCAAUGGGAACUAAAUCUGGGGAGGGGGAAAGGAAAUAACAGAUUUUCUGUAACUUUUUAAAUUGAAAAAGUGAUGAGCUACUGAAUAUUGCCGUUCUAAGAAAGCCGUUUUUUUACUCCUUUGGGCAUUCAAAAGUAAAAUAUUUGGGGAUAUCAUUUGUGUUCAUUAAUUUGUGUAGCCAUUAUUGAACUUCCAGUAUGCGAUACAUCCUUGGAAAACAAGCUUCUGGAAUAAGGAAUGCCAUCCCUCCAAGUGCUCUGUACUAAAAUAUUGCCGGUUUCCUCCUGAGGCUUUAAGCCUAUUUGUUUUGUAUAUCACUGAACAAAAAACGAUUUUUAUUGGCUUUACUUCAGCAUGAGCACAAUUUCCCUUGAGUACACAACCUUAAAAACAGUAUGGAAGUAUCAACAAAAUGAGGAGACUGUAGGCAAUUGUUCCCCACUGUGGCAAUAGUAAUUAUGCUCUUUUUAUGUGUAAUGGAAGUAUUAUUAAUGCUCUGUUUUUCGGUGGGAAGAGUAAAAGCAGAAAAUCAGCCAAAGCAGCAGAGUAAGCAGUUGAUAUUUUAAAGGUCUUGUGAAUACACCUACCUGCCUUCUUUGCUUAUUUGAAGGUUUACCUGAUUUAUUUCCCCACCAGGAUGUGACUUCCAAAAAUAAUGCCAUCUAUUCUGGCGGGUUUUCUUGGUGCCUCAUAAAUUCUGACAUCGUACAUCAUAAGCUGUAUUAUAGGCACCACAAAGCCUGUGAGAGUUAAACCCUCAUAAGGUGGACUGAAAAUGGAACAUUACAAUUCUGAUGCUUUGGCUCAUCUAUAUGGAGAUUUGGAAGUUUUCUCUGCCAUUGUAUUGUACUGAAAAGCUGAUUUCUCUGCAGUUUUUUGAGUUAAUCAGACUCUAAUUAGAUGUUCAACAUGGAAGAUUACUUGGUUGCUUUUGGAUUUGAGGGUUUGUGCUCUGAAAGUUGAGGGCAGCAUCAGAGGUUGUAUUGCAGUACUAGAAGUACAAUAUGUGGUGCACUCACAGUAUGGAACCGUUCAUCAAACUGUGGCCUUGGGAUAAACUCUGGAACUGAUCUUUCAAUAUUUUUCCUGUGUACUUUUCAGAUUGUUGUUAUUGUAAUAAGCAUAUUCCUGAGGCAGGGCAUGAAAUCAUAGGUUUGAAAGGAGAUUAUACAGUCGUUAGCUAUUUGAAUCUUUGUGGACUAAAAAAACACUCAAGUUUAUGAUUAGAUUUUGAUGUGGUUUCCUAUAAAUGCAUGAGGGGAAACCAAAGUAGAACACACUUGUGUUGGGUUUUAAUGUGUUUUUAGAACUGAUAAUUGCUCAAGUAUUUCACAGCAUGGCUGCAUUGUAUUCACAGACACACACACAAGGUAUGUUUGACAGCUCAAUGUGCAUUUUUCAGUUGUCCUUCAUUUGAUUUCAGUGCCCCGUCAUAGCAUUGCACGGGGUUUUGUUGUUGUUCUUUCUGUGUUGCUUUUAAAAAGGAAACAAACUGCCUUCCUUUAAGAGUGCAGUAACGUAGAGUGGCUGCUUUGUUAAGCCCAGAUAUAGCUCAUCUGCUGCUGCUUUUUUUACUGCUCAUGUCACGUUUCAGAAUGUUUUGACGGCCUCCUGGAAAAUUUAUUUUCCUUCCAAAGCAAAGUAUUUUGAGGCACACUAUAGCUUGCUUAAAAAUAGUUCCUUUGAACUAUUUAUUGCAUCUUCACUUCUCAUGCUGUUACUGAAGCAGUAAUUGGAAGUAUCUAUUAUGUUUAACAAGGAGCACAUGUAGGAAAGGUGGUUACUUAAUGACCAUGACCGUGGCUAAUUUAAACCAUUUGAAACUGAUAUGACAUAAAUACAUCUUUAAGGUUAAUUGGGCAACUAUGGAAUAAAUUCAAUAAUAGCAGCACUCUAUGGAAACUACUGUGAGAAUGGAAAGGCAUGCUCUACCUCUAGUUUCCUUCCCUUGAGCUUGCAGAAAAACCAAUUGCUUCCUUCUGCUUGUUUUAUCAGCACAAUUGUUAUUUCAUUCCUUCCAAGUUUUCAAGAUUUUCUUUUGGUUUGUCUCAUUUUCUCUCAACUCAGAACUUGUUACUGGAGUCUCCAAAGGUUGGCUCUACCACCACCAGUAAUGCUGGGCUUCACAAAUGGUUGCAAGAUAAGCCUUAAAAUCGUCUUACCUAAAUUCUUUUCUAAAUUGGCUGAAAAGGCUUGUAUCUUUUAUACAAAUACCUGAAGUAAGUUGCUUUUCACCAGUCUUUGCAGUUUACUUUCAUGCUUGAUAUUUCUCUUCCUCAAAGCUAACAGUUUCAAGCUGCUGCAAAGCGAGCUGAUUCAGUGUACAACAGCAGAGGACAUCUGGGGUUUUCUCAGGGCUCCUUUUCUCAAGUAGAACUGCUCUAAAGGAAGGCUGUCUGAUCCUUCUAAAGCAAAACAUAAAACUCAUUUGGAACGUGUAAUUGCUUUCAACUCAAUCAGCCAUGCAAGUGCCUUUUAAGUUGUUCAUAUAAUGCCAAUUUUGAUGGUACUACUUAAUCUGUGUGACUUUUUGACCAGUGUUGCUUAUCAGAUAAUUUUAUCAGCCAUGGAGAUGAUCCCUUCAAUCUAGUGUAGCUAGAGAUGCCAGGAAAACUGUGUCAGCUUUUGGGCUGCCCAUCUCCAUAGCCCUUACCUUGGGGUAGUGCCUUCGCACUUCUGUUUGAUCUUUUUAACUAUUCAACGCACAGUUUUAUUCUAUCUGUAUCUCCCUAAAAAUUGUACUGGUUUUUAUCCAGAUGAGAAAAGGUAUUUAAUAUAUUUUUUUUCUGGCCAAAGAAAUUUUUGAUAUGAAACUAUCCCAGGUUGGUAUAGCUGCUAAACUUAACCUCAUCCACUGUUCCAGUUCUACAUGGGGUAACAGCAGCUUGAACAAAAAGAGAACUUUUUCUACAAUCCACUUUGAAUACUUAGUAAACUUGAGUGAACAUAUCUUAGCGGAGGUUUAAUUGUAAAUACUACUUCAAUUUAUUCAAUUUCUUUUUCUUAUUAAGACUCAAAGUUAACAGUCCAGAGAAAAGCAACAUUGGUACAGUUGUCUAGUUUGGUCCAGAUAUUAAAACAUAUUUGGGUGUUUGCUGUACCUUCUGAGGAUCUUUGCCUGUCUUUCUCUAUGGGUGAGCAAGCACCUGUGUGAUUGUACUAACCCAUCAUAGAAUACUUUUGUAUUUCAGAGCUGGGACAGCAGGAUCUCAUUCCUUCCAUGCCACACUUACUCUCAACAUGAAAGUUAACAACAAAAGUUCAGUUCUGGCUUCUCAUAGUGGAGUAAAUGUUCCUUCAGUAGUACUGUGAGAUGUCUGCAUUUGAGUUGGUAGUAUAUUUGCUAGGUGAUUAUAUUGACUUUAAGGAUUCAUUACUAACACUUUGUCUCUAUCCAGUGUAGGUCUUCAGGAAAUUUCUGCUUUCAAGCAAGUCGCAGUAGCUUCUCAUUUUAAACGUUUCAGAAUAACAGUGAGGUUUUAACACCUGAGACUAAUCAGUAUAUUUUAUUAUUCCGGAGUAAGUCUCUGCUUAUUCAAGACUAGAUGAUACCUUACACAUUCAGUCUGACUUAUGCUAAUGCCUACAUUCAUUCAAACCACGGUUUAAACAUCACUUUCACUAUUCACAAUCUGGAAACUGGUUGGCUCUAAUUCUGAGGCAACAGUUUGCUUGAGUUCUGAACAGAGCUCAGGAUCAGUGUAGUUCUGUUUAGCUGGUCAGCUUUUUAUCCCAAGUCCAUUUGCACAUAUCCCAAGGUUUGUUCUCUUCCUUGUCGAUGUUUUCCUAGUGCCAGGGAUUUCUACAUCCUUUUUCUAAUUAUUAUUAUUAUAUAAGCUUACAAGACACAUGAGUGUGUAAUAGAGCUGUUCUUAGGUUAAAAACUAACCAGAAAUGCUGUGGAUCAGACUGGAAGUGUUUGACCAAGACCUGCUGGUUACAGUGCAGAGCUAGGAAGACACUUGACACAUCUAGUUACUUUUUGGUUUUAGUAUUUAACACUUAACACAGUGAGAGGGAGAAUAGUUCAGAUCAUUGUAGAUAAAAUGGACAAAUUAUUUUAAGUCCUCAGAUGUGACCAUGGGAGAGAAAGAAAAAACCCCACCUUGUUGCGCAGCGUGGAGGGAUAAUUGUCCACUUGCAUUGAGUUUUAUUAAUAUGUUCCAAAGUACAUUGCCAGUAUUCUGCCAUCUGAGAUAGAAUAUUAUUAAUUCCUUGUAUUAAAGUCCGCAAAAAAAGCCUGUUUAGUUACUUUUGUUUACUUCAAACGUACAAAAUAUAUUAAACAUUUGUAAAAACGUAUUUCACGCUUUGUGAAAACAUCUCAAAAGAUGCUGUAAUAUAAUUGUAAUUAUUUGUGUGCUAAUGGAAUGUGUUGGAGCAGUCUAAGUCUGCAUAACUGAGUGCCAAGUCCUGCUCUCUUCAGUUACUGAAGCAGAUAAUUCUCUUAAGUUGGGGCUGUUGGAGAUGAGUGAGCAGGAUUUGGCCUCAAGGCCUCCUGCUUGGGGAAUGCAGUCGUGCUACUUUGCAUAUUCCUGCUGGUGCUGCAUCAUUUGUUGAAAGAGAAAAGUUAUAAAUAGAAAUUGUAAAUAAAGUAUGUAUAGCCUGGUCCUUGUGAGAGACUUAAAACAGACAGGGUUCGGCUUCCCGUGCUGCUUUCUGUAAGGCUCCUGACAUUCCAGGUAUGCGUUAUGGUACGGAUCAUUUUCAUUGCAGGAUUUCAGUGUUACCUUCAGGCUUGUUUUCUCAUUGUACCUGUUAUAAGCAGGUAGCACCAACUAGAACAGCAUCAGCAUUUGUUUUCUGCUAAAACAUCAAGAAAAUCAGACAUUCCUUUUAGCCUUUGGGAAAGUUUUUGAAGAGAUGCAGAAAUACCAUUUAAAAUGAAACAUGUUAAUUAGUCUCAUCCGUAAAAUAAACUGGAAUAUGGUCUAUCAGUUGCUACUCCAUGCUAUAAAUUACUGAUGUUUCACUGCUCCUCUAGCAUCAGUUUGAGAGCAUUGUAAAUACAGACUUUGGAGGAGGUGUGUUAGUUCCAGGCCGUGCAGUACAAACAAUGAUGGUAAGACUAGAGAACUCAUAUUUUGAGAAAUAAAAAACUAACAGCAUCUAGAACGUGGAAAUUAGUGCAUUGAUGUUAUAGGAUAUAGAGGGCUUUUGAUAACCUGCGCUUUUCUACAUUUCUGAUGAGUUGGGGCAUUUUAACACUUGAGUAUUUGAUUUUUUCCAUUGACUGUCCUGUCAUGCCUGCUAAUGACCAAUUGCUUCUCUUCACGUGUUUGUUUUUGAUGCUUAGCAAAACAAGCAGGCAGAUCUGUAAAAUGCAAACCCCUCGUAGGAUGGAAGUUCUCUCAAGAGCCAUUUGGUUAAGUUGCCUUAUUCUAUGACAUUGCACUCAUGUUAUGUCUCCACUUUCUUGUUUACUGUUCUGACCCUGAAGAUGCGGUAGAAAAACGUGCUACAAAUUUUUAUUCCUAAAUUACAGAUCAAUACCUUUGUGUCACCUGUUAAUAUAGCUCUUGUAAAUGAUACCUUUAUGCCAUCUGUAACGCAGCUCUUGUAAAUUGUUUAAAUUAUUUCUUUUUAUAGAUUCUCAUUAUUGAAUGUACAGAUUAGACCCUUUAUUAUGUCACUGAAUAAGUUCAUUGCGCCUUAAAUGUGGCCAGGGCUGUAAACCAUCCCAUUAAAACUGUAAAUAACUCUUUACUGCUUGUUUGCAUGAAUGAAGUUUGCAUUUCAUUUACCUUGUCAUCAGCCAACUCCUCUGUGAUGGGCCUACUUUUUACAGUUCAUUUUCCUGGUUUUGUUAGCAUUCAUUCUGUAUGAAUGUUGAAACAGUACUUUUGUCUUUUCCUAAUAAAUAACUUGAAAUUGUU